Hippocampus comes (tiger tail seahorse) is the source of this 996-nucleotide messenger RNA. It is a transcript of the gene crhb, whose product is annotated as corticotropin releasing hormone b. NCBI's taxonomy places the organism in Eukaryota, Metazoa, Chordata, Actinopteri, Syngnathiformes, Syngnathidae. The record is from RefSeq and is a predicted model, not a curated record. Gene Ontology annotation, molecular function: hormone activity. The coding region runs from base 196 to 720 and encodes 174 amino acids. Gene Ontology annotation, cellular component: extracellular region. The transcript has 2 exons.
UAUAUACAAGUCAACUCAUCACAUCUUUCCCAUUUAAAAGUAACCACCACCAACACCACGCAACUGAACUCGUGGGGGGAGGAAACAAAAAAGGAGGACGGCGGGCAUCGCGCCAAGCAUAGCCGGCAACCAACAGCCAGUACCACCGCGUUGGACCUCCUUUACACAGUGAAGAUUUUUUGCUCACGUCCUGACAUGAAGCUCAAUUUACUCGCUACCACCGUGAUUCUGUUCGUCGCUUUCCUACCGCGCCGCGAAUGUCGGGCUAUUGAGAGCCCCGUUGGAGCCCCGCGCCCCAACUUUCAGCAAGUGGAGCAAAAACAACAACAACAGCAACAGCAACAGCAGCACAGGUCGCCCUCGGGUCCCAUCCUGGAGCGCCUCGGGGAGGAGUACUUCAUCCGGUUGGGCAACGGCGACUCAAACUCUUUCCCCCCUUCGUCCAUGUACCCCCUGGGAGCAAGCGGGCUCUUGAACCGGGCGCUGAAGCUGCAGCUGACUCGGCGGCUUUUGCAAGGCAAAGCGGGCAACCUUCGAGGCGGCUUCAAAAAUGACGACGAUGGGGACUCGGUGGAGCGGGGACGCCGGUCCGAGGACCCGCCCAUCUCCCUGGACCUCACCUUCCACCUCCUGCGGGAGAUGAUGGAGAUGUCCAAGGCGGAGCAGCUGGCCCAGCAAGCCCAGAACAACAGAAGAAUGAUGGAGCUUUUCGGGAAGUGAAAACCAAAGACCCUUAAAAAAAUAAAUAAAUAAAAAAAUAAACUAUAUUUAUUUAUUUUGCUGCGCUAUCAUUUACAGCUCAAACUGGAUGUUCACAUAUGAAAAAGAAAAAAAAAACACCUUUGUAUCCCAGGAGAAAUUGCUUUUUUUCCCCUGUACAUAUGAUACUUUUGUUUGUUAAUAAACUGAUGUGCAAGCAGUCAUGUGCAGGAGAACAUCGUAUAUAUGAAACCAUAUAUUUUCUAAUAAAAAAAAAAAACCCAGCAACUACUUCAA